Molecule: messenger RNA, 3117 nt
Organism: Manacus vitellinus (golden-collared manakin)
Lineage: Eukaryota; Metazoa; Chordata; Aves; Passeriformes; Pipridae
Gene: PIGM
Product: phosphatidylinositol glycan anchor biosynthesis class M
Biological process (GO): GPI anchor biosynthetic process
Cellular component (GO): membrane; glycosylphosphatidylinositol-mannosyltransferase I complex
Molecular function (GO): GPI mannosyltransferase activity; alpha-1,4-mannosyltransferase activity
Source: RefSeq, a predicted model, not a curated record
AUGGGCGCGGCGCUGGCCGCGGGGCUGCUUGUGAGGCUGGCCGUUCUCUACGGGCUGCACCAGGCGCGCCAUGCGAUGCGCUACACCGACGUCGACUGGGUGUUCACGGACGCGGCGCGGCUGGUGAGCGAGGGGCGCUCGCCUACGGGCGGGCCACCUACCCGCUACACGCCGCUCCUCGCCUGGCUCCUGACGCCCAGCGUGUUCCUCGCCGAGCCUUUCGGGAAGCUGCUCUUCGGCGGGGACCUGGCGGCCGCCGCCGUCGCCUACCGCCUGCGGCGCCGAGGGGCCGGGGCCGGGCGCGCCUGCGGGUGCUGCGCCGCUGCCUGGCUCCUCAACCCGCUGCCCAUGGCCGUGUCCAGCCGGGGCAACGCCGAGGCGCUGGUGGCGCUGCUGGUGCUCGCCACGCUGUACUGGGUGGAGGCGGGCAGCGUGGGCAAGGCCGCGGUGUGCUACGGGCUGGCUGUGCACAUGAAAAUCUACCCCCUCACCUACGCGCUGCCCAUCGCGCUCUACCUGCGGAGCGAGGACGGGGCAGUGGAUGCAGGAGGUGACAGAAAGGCGAGGUUUACGUUUGUGGUGCACAUCUGGCAGCUGUUUGUAAAGAUGCUGAACUGCGAUGUGCUGCUUUUUGCUACGGUUGCCGGAUCCGUGCUGGCUGCCUUGACGCUGGCGUUUUAUCACCUCUAUGGCUGGGAGUUUUUGGAGCAUGCCUACCUUUACCACGUGACCAGGAGGGAUAUCCGUCAUAAUUUCUCUCCCUAUUUCUACAUGUUGUACUUGACAGCAGAGAGCAAAUGGAGUUUUGUCCUGGGGCUUGCAGCUUUCCUGCCCCAGUUGCUUUUGCUCCUGGUUGUGUCUGUAGCGUUCUACAGAGACCUUGCCUUCUGUUGUUUCCUACACACUGCUAUUUUUGUGAGUUUUAACAAAGUAUGCACAUCCCAGUACUUUGUCUGGUAUCUCUGCCUUUUGCCCCUCAUAAUGCCUAGUAUUAAGAUGUCUUGGCGUCGUGGUGUGCUGCUUCUCUUGAUAUGGUUUGUUGGACAAGGCCUGUGGCUUGCUCCUGCAUACUUUCUGGAGUUCAAAGGAUAUAACACUUUUUUAUUUAUAUGGUUGGCAGGCUUGCUUUUCCUUUUUAUUAAUAGCCUCAUAAUUGUUCAGAUUAUUUCACAUUAUCAAAAAGAAGCACAAGUUACAAAAAAACUCAAACAAUGGUAAUAAACAAACCAAAAUCCAGAAACAGCCCUUCUGUCCUUGACAAGUCAUUACAUACCACCAGCACUUUGUUUAACUAAAUGUGUGUGCCUUGUACUAAAGCACACUGUAUGUAAACAUUACUAUUUCGGGGUGGUGAGGACACUGAUUGGCCUCACUUACCCUGAGAGCCCCAGUCCUGCCCUGAGUAGUGUCUGCAGGUGUACCUGUCUUCCCUGUGGAUCUUGAAACUGUGUUGCAACCUUAUCUCCAGCACUGUCUCCGAGCCCUGUGUCCUGCUGCUCCUGACUGGACUCCGUGGAAGUAUCCUGGACCAGUUCAUCAUUUAACUGAGUCUGAGACUGUGAGUGGACUCUGUUAACCCAUGUCCCCUGACUUGUUUUCACCAGCCAUCUCCAAAGACAGUGUGACUGUGCCCCGGUCUGUGACAGUAUGGCCUGUGCUGGGAUCACCCCCAGUUCCUGUUUGUACUCCCUCAUGGACCAGCCCCAGCACCCUUAUUCUUACUUUCAGUGUUACUUUGCUUGUUGAGGACUGUGGCCUCUGUCUGGAAUAAGACAAAAGAUUAUGAAGGAAUAUUGGAGUUUGACAGUUUUGUACAUUCCAGUAAGUCAGUGAGCUGUUUUGCAAGGGCUAAUAAUGAAUGAAUGUAAGGCAAUCACUUAAUAUGUACACUGGAAUUUAUUUUUUCUUUUGUUUUCACAGUUACAUUUUAGCUAUGCAAUGUUUGUGGCCUGUACCUGGUCUUUAUUUGGAGAAGUAGUAAAAAAGUGAUUAUUUCAAACGAGUCAUUAACUCUUUGAGACUUUUAUUUUAGAAUUCAGAUAUGCCACCCUUUCACUUACUUUUGCAUUUGCAGCGCUGUUUGAAUUUUUUAAUCGAUUUGUUACCCUUGCCAUGGGGGAAGAUUUUUCCAUAUACCUGUCACGGAGCACAGAGAUGUAUAAAACAAAAAUAUCUGUUUCUUUUUGCCAUGAUCUAGAAAAGAGACCAGUGCCUUAAACUGUGGUUCAUUGACAGUUACUGUGGAUAUUAACAGUGGAAAAUGCUAAGAGUCAAAGUACAGCUAGAAUGGUACCUGUGUCCCAAAAGCAGUAGGGUUUAUACCAAAACAGUAAUUAGAAAUGAGUUUCUCAGUAGUUCAGUAUCUCUACUACUAAAAAAUAAAUGAAAAAGUGAAAGGAGUUGAGGAAGUGGAGCAGCUGUCAGAAGAAAAGGAAAGUUUUGAAAUAGGAAGCUGUACAACCUGUCAAUCUUGUUUAUUCCCAGAUGAAACAUAAGAUGUGGAAUUAAGUGUUAGUGGUAGUGAGGGUUCAGAGCCAUUUCCCUUGAGAGUCAAUACCCUCAAGAACAUCCCACAGGAGGUCUGUAUACACAGCAUUUGACGGAGGUGGAAACUGGCUAGGUAUUUUUUAAUACUAUCUAGUUUAAAUAGGCGUAUGCCAAGUACAAGAAUUUUCAUAUUUGCCUCAGCAUUUAGUUACAUCCUCAACUUUUAGUUAAUGAAACCCUUAGUGUGUAAUGUGGAGCAGAGCUUCAAGGCAAAAUAACUUCAGCCCAGUGGUGUGAGUGGGAAGGGGUAUGGCCAAGUGGAUUUGCCUUCCAGGUUCAUUUUGGCCAUGCUGCCUGACUGAAUCCUGCUGUCUCUUGAGGCAGGACUGGAGCAGCUCCUAGCUUUCUCAUGUAUAGGGUUUUCUUUCCUGGUUGUAGUUGUACCUUGUGAGGCAGAAUUACAGUAUUUUCAUCUGUGAACUUUUCCCAUUGCUUCCCAGCCCCAUUGAGGUGGUUAUGAGAAAGGAGAGGAACCCCCUAAGCCCCAACAGCCCAGAGCCAAAGGGCAUGUUAUCAGGAGGUGUGAUGAGUUCCUUACACCACUCUGGCCCAACUUGGCCAUUCUGAUGU